UAUUUCAGCCCAAUAAAAGCCCAACAACAUGUCUGACUGGGGAGAUGAGCCCGUUGCUGCUCCUACGAGCGCUCCGAAGGAAGUAUCCGGUUGGAGCGAUGAAGAGGAUAAUAGCAAAGGUGCUGGUGGCGACCAAGGAGGCGGAAAUCGCAGGGGAGGAGAUAGAGAUCGAAAUGGCGAUGGAGGUGGUUACCGCGGAGGUCGUCGCGAAGGAGGCGACGGAGGAGGUUACCGAGGUCGUCGCGACAACAAUGAAGACGGAGGCGACGGUGGUGAAGGUUUCCGAGGUCGUCGCGAUAAAAAUGAGGAAGGCGAGGAACGUCGUGGAGGACGCGGUGGCUUCAAUCGGGAGCGAGGAGAGCGUGGAGAACGUGGAGAACGCGGCGAGAAAGGAGAAGGUGGUUUCGAGAGGCGUCGCCGCAACGAAGAUGAUGUUAACAACAACAACGAGGGCGGCGAAAAUAGCGAGAAGCCGCGCGAAUUUUAUAUUCCGCCAGAGCCGUCUAACGAUGCCACCGAGAUCUUCAGUACCGGUAUCACUUCGGGCAUUAACUUCUCAAAAUAUGACAACAUUCCCGUUAAGGUGAGCGGCGAGGAUGUGCCAAAGGCCAUAAAGAACUUCGAGGACGCCAAGUUGCGUAGCAUUGUCGGCGAUAACGUGACCAAAUCGGGCUACAAGGUUCCGACCCCGAUCCAAAAGGUUUCCAUACCUGUGAUUGCAGCUGGUCGUGAUUUGAUGGCUUGUGCCCAGACUGGUUCGGGAAAAACGGCUGCUUUUCUGUUGCCGAUCCUCAGCAAGCUGCUGGAUGAGCCCCAUGACUUGGAGAUUGGCAAGCCGCAGGCCGUGAUUGUCUCGCCAACCAGAGAGCUGGCCAUUCAGAUUUUCAGCGAAGCGAGGAAGUUUGGCUUCGAUUCGUACCUAAAGAUCAGCAUUGUUUACGGCGGCACCUCGUUCAAGCAUCAGAACGAGUGCAUUACCAAGGGAUGCCAUGUCCUGAUCGCCACUCCGGGACGACUGAUGGACUUUGUGGAGCGUACAUUUAUCACCUUCGAUGACACACGCUUCGUUGUGCUGGACGAGGCCGAUCGCAUGCUUGACAUGGGUUUCUCGGAGACCAUGCGUAAAUUCAUGACCCACCCGACUAUGCGUAACGAGCACCAAACUUUGAUGUUCUCGGCUACUUUCCCCGAAGAAAUCCAGCGCCUGGCGGGAGAGUUCUUAAAAAACUAUGUCUUUGUUACCAUUGGCGUAGUUGGAGGCGCCUGUUCUGAUGUGCAGCAGACCAUUCACGAGGUCAAUAAGUUUGCCAAGCGAGCCAAGCUAAUGGAAAUCCUUCGCGAGGAAGCAGAUGGUACCAUAGUCUUUGUGGAAACAAAGCGCGGUGCUGAUUUCUUGGCCUCGUUCCUGUCGGAAACUGAAUUUCCUACUACUUCCAUUCACGGCGAUCGUCUCCAGAGUCAACGCGAGCAGGCCUUGCGUGACUUUAAGAACGGCACAAUGAAGGUUAUCAUAGCUACUUCGGUGGCGGCACGUGGACUUGAUAUCAAGAACAUCAAGCAUGUGAUCAACUUUGACAUGCCAAACAACAUUGAUGAUUAUGUGCAUCGCAUUGGACGCACUGGCCGUGUGGGCAACAACGGUCGUGCUACCUCAUUCUUUGAUCCUGACCAGGAUCGUGCUCUCGCCGGCGACUUGAUUAAGAUCCUUGAAGGAGCUAAUCAGACUGUGCCCGAGUUCCUCAGCGACAUGGGCGGCGGAGGCGGUGGUGGCGGAGGUUACUCCAACAAGAAGUUUGGAGGCGUGGAUGUUCGCGGCGGCGGAAAUGCCAUCUCCGCUGCAACCACCGCCGAGGCUGACGAAGAGUGGGAUUAA
This is a messenger RNA of Drosophila takahashii, 1873 nucleotides long. RefSeq names its product ATP-dependent RNA helicase vasa (gene vas). Gene Ontology annotation, cellular component: nucleus; P granule. Gene Ontology annotation, molecular function: RNA binding; RNA helicase activity; ATP binding. NCBI's taxonomy places the organism in Eukaryota, Metazoa, Arthropoda, Insecta, Diptera, Drosophilidae. Gene Ontology annotation, biological process: gamete generation; cell differentiation. The record is from RefSeq and is a predicted model, not a curated record.